Hyaloperonospora brassicae is the source of this 648-nucleotide messenger RNA. The record is from the annotation of a GenBank genome assembly. Lineage: Eukaryota; Oomycota; Peronosporomycetes; Peronosporales; Peronosporaceae.
AUGGAGGGGUACCUGCUCGUCUUUUCCCACGAGCGCAGUGCGCAGGUGCACUACUGUGUGCUCGAGCACGGGCUGCUCCGCUGCUUCGAUCGACCGGGUGGCGUGCUGUGCAAGUCCGUUGGCCUCACACGGCAUCGGAUCCGCGUGCAGCCGCUUGCGAGCGACCACAGCGGACUGUGUCCGAACCGGUUUGCCGUGCACGCGCUCGAGGUGCGGCGGAACCACCAGGCGGGUGCGUUCGUGGCCGCCAGCAAGCGCGAGACGACCCACUUGUUUGCUGCCGUCACGUCGCAGACGAUGACCACGUGGGCCAACGCGAUCCACAAUUGGCGCCGUCAUGCGUUCGACGACCCGACUGGCAGCGCGCUGUCGGUUCCAACGGCGCUCACGACGAGCAAAGGACUGCAGCAUUCCGUCACGCGACAGCGCGCCGCGUUGCUUGAGAGUCAGCGCGCGAACCUCGUGAACGUGGCCAACCGCUUUGACGUGAAGCUCGUCAGUGGCAAAGGGGGUUUGCGCGACGUGUCGAUCCGGAAAAUGUCGGCGUACCGAUUUCUCAAUGGGUCCAAAUUCUCGAGGUCGAGCGUGGCGUUUCGGUCCUGGCUGCCUGGAAUGUCGUCGCUUCGACUGAGCUUACCAGGUAGAUAG